Molecule: messenger RNA, 5583 nt
Organism: Sitophilus oryzae (rice weevil)
Lineage: Eukaryota; Metazoa; Arthropoda; Insecta; Coleoptera; Curculionidae
Product: dynein heavy chain 5, axonemal-like
Biological process (GO): microtubule-based movement
Cellular component (GO): dynein complex
Molecular function (GO): dynein intermediate chain binding; dynein light intermediate chain binding; minus-end-directed microtubule motor activity
Source: RefSeq, a predicted model, not a curated record
AUGUUUUAGCGAAUUAUCGAGUCUUAUGUAGAUAAACGAGUGGGUACAACAUACGGUCCACCUGCUGGGAAGACAUUAACUAUAUUUAUUGAUGACAUUAAUAUGCCGGUAAUUAAUGACUGGGGAGACCAAAUUACCAACGAAAUAGUACGUCAACUUAUGGAAACUGGAGGCUUUUAUAGCUUGGAUAAACCAGGCGAUUUCUCAUAUAUCGCCGACGUUAUGUUGCUGUCAGCUAUGAUCCAUCCUGGAGGUGGUCGAAAUGACAUACCCCAUAGACUUAAAAGACAAUAUUGUAUAUUCAAUUGCACCUUGCCGAGCAUCACUUCUAUGGAUUUAAUCUUUAGACAGAUUGGUUGUGGAUACUUUUGUAUCGAACGGUUUGAGGAAGAAGUCGUUGAAUUCAUGCCAAAAUUAAUUCCAUUGACUAGACAUAUUUGGCAGAAAACGAAACAGAAAAUGCUGCCAACGCCGGCCAAGUUUCAUUACGUUUUUAAUCUACGCGAUUUAUCUAGAAUAUGGCAAGGAAUACUGACAGUUCAAAAUUUGGAAUGUCGUAAUAAAAAUAUGGCGUUGAAACUUUGGAGACACGAAUGUGAACGGGUGAUAGCGGAUAGGUUUACUAUAAUACCCGAUAAAGUGUGGUUUGUAAAUCUUUUAAAAACUGUAGCAGCCGAAGAACUGGGAGAUGAUUUUGAAGCUUAUCCGGAAGAGGAAACUUUCUGGGUGGAUUUUCUUAGGGAUCCUCCCGAACCAACUGGUGAAGAGCCAGAAGAUUUCUGCUUUGAUGCACCAAAAAUUUAUGAAGAAAUUCCCAGUUGGACUUUUCUUAAAGAAAGGCUCUUCGCAUUCAUGGCUGAAUAUAAUGAAGCUGUACGCGGUUCUCCAAUGGACCUGGUAUUUUUCCACGAUGCCAUGGUGAAUUUAAUGAUAAUAUCAAGAGUUAUUCGAACUCCUCGCGGCAAUGCUUUAUUAGUAGGAGUUGGUGGAUCAGGAAAACAGAGUUUAACAAGACUUUCAUCUUUCAUAGCUAACUACAAAAGUUUCCAAAUUCAAUUAACCAGAACAUAUAAUGUGAAUAACUUAAUGGAAGACAUGAAAGGGCUUUAUAGGGUGGGAGGAUUGGAAGGACGCGGAAUGACAUUUAUUUUUACAGACAACGAAAUAAAAGACGAGACAUUUUUGGAGAGCAUUAACAAUAUUUUAAGUUCAGGCGAAAUUGCUAAUCUGUUCGCCAAAGACGAGUUGGACGAAAUCCAAUCCGAAUUGAUUCCGAUAAUGAAAAAAUUCAACCAGAAGCGCCCUCCGACUGUAGAUAACCUGUAUGACUUUUUUAUUACGAGAUCUAGACAAAACCUCCAUGUUGUUUUAUGCUUUUCACCUGUAGGAGAGAAGUUUCGUAGCAGGGCUCUCAAAUUUCCCGGGUUAAUUUCCGGUUGCACGAUCAAUUGGUUCCAAAAAUGGCCUCAAGACGCUUUAGAAGAAGUAUCUGAACAUUUUUUGACACAAUACGAUGUUGUAUCAACUCCCGAAGUAAAAAGGGAACUUAUUUUGAUUAUGGCUGAAGUUCACGAUGGAGUAUCGGAUUAUUGUGAGAAAUAUUAUGACAAAUUCAGACGGAGAACCUACGUGACACCAAAAACUUUUAUAUCGUAUUUAGCUGCCUAUAAAGAACUUUAUAAGAAAAAAGUUGACAACAUAGAUAUGUUGGCGAUGAGAAUGAAAACUGGACUUUCCAAGUUAGUUGAAGCGCAGGCUAGUGUUGAUAUUUUAAGGCAAGAGUUAGCAGUCAAAGAGCAAGAAAUGACAGUCGCCACGGAAGCAGCUGAAAAAGUAUUAAAUGAAGUACUUGCUGCAAGUGAAAUAGCAAACAAAAUUAAAGAGCUUCUGAUGGUUAAAGAAAGGGCUGAAAACUUAGUAGAAUUGAUCAGCGUUGACCAAAAAGAGGCAGAACAGAAGCUGCUGGCGGCAAAACCCGCUUUAGAUGCCGCUGAAGCUGCUCUUUUGGUAAUUAAAGCCGCUGAUAUAGCAACCGUCCGAAAGCUAGGAAAGCCACCAUAUUUAAUUUUGUUAAUUAUGGAUGCAGUGCUUAUAUAUUUUAAGAAACAGAAAAAUUAAAAAACAAAAAAAAACGAUUUUGAAAAAAAUUUCUUACUUCCAUCAUGGACCGAUUCUCUAAAGUAUUUUAUUUAUAAAUGUGUUAUGGCAGAUACGAACUUUUUGAAGAAUCUCCAGAAUUAUCCGAAAGAUACAAUUAAUGCUGAGAUUGUUGACUUACUUCAGCCAUACUUAACUCAUCCUUUGUAUACAUACGAGGCUGCGAAAACAGCUUGUGGUAACGUAGCCGGUUUAAUUGCUUGGACUAUAGCUAUGUCUGCUUUCUUUGAAGUUAACAGGGAAGUAUUGCCACUAAAGGCUAACUUGACUAUUCAACAAGCUAAAUUAUCCAAGGCUCAAGAAGAAUUAGAGGCAGCUAUGGAAUUGCUUGCUACUAAAGAAGCAGAAGUAAGAGAAUGUCAAAAACAGUAUGAUGAGGCUAUGGCAUUCAAACAAGAAAUAUUUGAAGCUGCGAUGAAAGUUAAAAAUAAAAUGGAUGCUGCAACGGCGCUUAUCGAUGGGUUAGCAGGAGAACGAAUCCGAUGGACUGAGCAGUUGGCGCAAUUUAAGGCCGAAACCGAACGCCUAAUUGGCGAUGUCGUUUUACUGACUGGUUUCUUAGGUUAUACUGGUCCUUUCAAUCAAGAAUUUAGAUCUGUUAUGCAACAGAACUGGCUUGAUUCUUUAAUUAGAAGAAAAAUACCAGUUACUCUAAGUAUAAAUAUUAUAGAUAGCUUAACGGAUAUGGCAACUAUCGGUGAGUGGAAUUUGCAAGGAUUACCAACAGACGAACUUUCGAUACAAAAUGGCAUUAUUGUUACAACGGCUUCUAGAUUUCCACUUUUAAUCGAUCCACAAAGUCAAGGAAAAGCUUGGAUAAAGAUGAAGAAAAACAAAAUAAGCAAUACUAUUCUUAGUGGGACAAUCUGUACUCUUAUAAAUAAUAUAAUUUUUAGAAAUCACGUAGAAGAUGCUGUCUCCUUAGGUUACCCAAUGAUUAUUGAAGAUAUAGCUGAAGAACUAGAUCCUGUUUUAGAUAAUGUCCUUGAAAAGAAUUAUAUUAAGAUAGGAACUACUUUUAAAGUUAAAUUAGGAGAUAAGGAAGUUGAUGUGAACGCCGGGUUUAAGCUAUAUAUUACUACAAAAAUUAGCCCUAAUUACACUCCGGAAGUAUUUGCGAGAACAGCUAUCAUAGAUUUCACAGUCACAAUGAAAGGUUUAGAAGAUCAGUUGCUUGGAAGGGUUAUUUUGACGGAGAAGAAAGAGUUGGAAAUGGAGAGAACUACUCUGAUUACAGAUGUCACAGCUAAUAGAAGGAAAAUGUUGGAACUUGAACAGAAUUUACUAUAUAAACUAACAACGACUAAAGGAUCGUUAUUAGAUGAUGACACUGUAAUUGAGGUGUUAAAUGUGACGAAAAAUACAGCUGCCGAAGUUCGUGAAAAGUUACAAAUUGCUAAAGAAACAGAAGUAAAAAUCAAUGCAGCUAGAGAAGAAUUUAGGCCUAUCGCCACUCGAGGAAGCAUUUUAUAUUUCCUGGUAGUUAGUAUGGCAAUGGUGAACUACAUGUAUCAAACAUCGCUAGUACAGUUUCUGGAAAGAUUUGAUGUAUCUAUGAACAGAUCCGAAAAAUCUGCUAUUAUUAGUAAAAGAAUUCACUUUAUAAUUGAUUAUCUUACUUAUGAAAUUUUCAAAUAUAAAUCGAGGGGCCUAUAUGAACGACAUAAAUACCUAUUUGUGUUGCUAAUGUGCUUGAAUAUCGACUUAGAAAGGGAACACAUCACACAUGACGAAUUUCAAAAUUUCGUCAAAGGCGGCGCAGCUUUAGAUUUAAAUGCCUGUCCUCCAAAAGCAGCAAAGUGGAUCAUGGAUCUAACUUGGUUGAACCUGGUUGAGUUAACCAAAUUGCGCCACUUCCAGUAUAUUGUACAACAAGUUACUGCUAAUGAUAAACAGUGGAAGAGUUGGUUUGACAAAGAUGCUCCAGAGGAAGCUAUAAUUCCAGAUGGAUAUAAUAAUUUAGAUACCUUUAGAAAACUUUUAGACCACGCUCUUGAAUUGUCGAAUGGGAACCUUCAAAGUCGUAAAUAUAUUGCUAAUUCUUUAGGGCUCAGGUUUGCUGAACCAGUUAUAUUGAAUUUUGAAUCAAUGCAUGAAGAAUCGAGACCUUUAACGCCUUUGAUAUGCUUCUUGAGCAUGGGCUCUGAUCCUACUCCGUAUAUUGAGAUGUUGGCUAAACGAUUAGAACUAAAGAGUAAAAGUAUUUCAAUGGGACAAGGACAAGAGGUUCAUGCUAGAAAAAUGUUAGCUCAAGCAAUGCAGGAGGGAUUCUGGGCAUUGUUGCAAAAUUGUCAUUUAUCGUUGGACUAUAUGCAGGAAGUGCUUCUUCAGUUUCUGGAUUUGGAGAAGGGAAUUGGCAGUGUUCAUCCUGAUUUUCGGCUUUGGAUAACUACCGAGGAGCACGAGAAGUUUCCAAUAAGUUUACUUCAGAUUUGUAUUAAGUUUACGAAUGAAGCUCCCUCGGGUAUAAGAGCGGGUCUUAUGAGAACCUACAGCUCUAUGAAUCAAGAUAUGCUGGAUUACUCAGAUGCAUGGCAGUAUAUACCAUUAGUUUAUGCAAUAUCAUUCUUGCACACUACUGUUCAAGAACGUAGAAAAUUUGGACCUUUAGGUUGGAAUAUACCUUAUGAAUUUAAUUCAGCCGAUUGGUUAUCGAGUUGCCUCUUUUUACAAAAUCAUCUGGAUGACCUUGAUCCUAAAAGAGGAAUUAGUUGGCAAACGCUGAGGUAUAUGUUAGGAGAAGUGCAUUACGGAGGAAGAGUUACUGAUGACUUUGAUAAGAAAUUACUUAACACAUUCUGUAGAGUAUGGUUCAAUGAUGACAUAUUUAAGGAAGAUUUUAUAUUUUAUAAAGGUUACAAAAUAGUGAAGUUUAAAAAUGUUACCGACUAUCUCGCCCACAUAGAUGGUUUUCCUACCAUAGAUCCUCCUCAAGCAUACGGAUUACACUCUAACGCAGAUAUUACAUAUCAGACCAAUACAACUAUUGAAAUGUUUAAUGUUAUGUUGGCUAUUCAACCUAAAGAAUCUGGCGGAGGUGGUGGAGAAUCCAGGGAAGGUGCGGUGAAACGACUGUCUACGGACAUGUUAUCCAAAUUGCCCAAAAAUUAUGACCCAUUUGAAGUCAAAGAAAGGUUAAGAAUUAUGAAUCAUCUGAAUCCACUAAAUAUCUUUUUGAGACAAGAAAUAGACAGAAUGCAAAAAGUUAUUAGUUUGGUACGCGCUACUUUAACAGAUUUGUUGUUGGCAAUUGAAGGUACUAUCAUUAUGAGUGAGGCCCUUGGAGAAGCUUUGGAUAGUAUUUAUGACGCUAAAGUUCCAUUUAUUUGGCUAAGAGGAUCGUGGGAAUCUAACACUUUAGGAUUCUGGUUUACUGAGUUAAUAGAACGUGAUGCUCAGUUUCGGUCUUGGUGUUUCAGCGGUUAG